CAAAGAGCCAAAUUCACUCAGCCAUGGCAUAAACCUCGGAAAACCUCCCUCCUUCUUUCCCUCCCUCCCUCUCUCUCUCUCUCUCUCUCUCUCUCUCUGCGAAAGCGACUGAACAUGGCCGGUUUUGUGAUGAGAUCUCUCAGAAACUCACUUCGUUCCUCUUCCCCCUCGAAACCCUUCCUCCUUCCCCUGCAGCUCGGAGCUCGUUCCCGCAUGUUCGCGGCGAAGUCUUCGCCUUCUCCUACCCGAGACAGAGAUGCAGAGACCGAGAGAGCCGAGGAGUACGACGACGCCGUACCCACUUCCGGAAUCAGCAGGCCCCUCUCCGAGAUACUCAAGGAACUCAACAAGCGCGUCCCCGAUUCACUCGUCAAAGUCCGCCUCGAAGAUGGGUCCUCCAUCAAAUACAUCCCUUGGCACAUAGUCAAUAGAAUCAUGAACUUACAUGCACCGGAGUGGUCUGGCGAGGUUCGGAGCAUCACUUAUUCAGCUGAUGGCAAGACCGUGUCUGUUGUUUACCGUGUGACGCUCUACGGGACCGAUGCAGAGAUGUACAGGGAGUCAAUUGGUACUGCUUCAGUGGACGAUGCUGGUUAUGGAGAUCCUAUGCAAAAGGCAGAAGCUAUGGCUUUUCGUCGAGCUUGUGCGCGUUUUGGCCUUGGGCUACAUUUGUAUCAUGAAGAUAUGCUGUGAUGAGCUUGGUUCUGUGGUAAGCAUGACUUUCUUACUCUUUUGGUUGCUCUGGAUGCAGGAGAGGAGGUUCAUCAGUUAUUUUUGUCAGUUAGAUGGGCCGGACUUUCUAUAUAAGAUUUUGUCAUGUUAACAAUGUUCGCGUGGGAUGAGGGAUGUAGGAACACGGAGAAUUGUCUGUCAAAGAAAAUCGAAGUAAUGUCAUUUGAAGUCUCACUAAAGCUUCUGUUGCGAUUUCUUCUGGUGUAUAGCUUUCUUUUUCUUCUUUCUUUUUUUGAUGCGCUCGCACAUGCUCGAAUUCUUUAGCAAAAUGUACAGCAGUGUGGUCGUUGCUUUCUCUAAGCAACAGAAGUGUUAAUGGUUGCAUUACGUGGUGUGGGGCAUCAUACCGAGCAAAAGAUCAAUCUUUUCAAGUUGCUGUCGUGUAGAGGACACAAAAGGUUGAGUUAAUGGAGCUGUAUCUAUCUUGACUGGAA
Messenger RNA from Eucalyptus grandis, 1166 nucleotides. RefSeq names its product DNA repair RAD52-like protein 1, mitochondrial. The transcript has 4 exons. Bases 115 to 693 code for a protein of 192 amino acids. The record is from RefSeq and is a predicted model, not a curated record. Gene Ontology annotation, biological process: double-strand break repair via homologous recombination. Gene Ontology annotation, molecular function: DNA binding. NCBI's taxonomy places the organism in Eukaryota, Viridiplantae, Streptophyta, Magnoliopsida, Myrtales, Myrtaceae.